Messenger RNA from Mesorhabditis spiculigera, 1344 nucleotides. NCBI's taxonomy places the organism in Eukaryota, Metazoa, Nematoda, Chromadorea, Rhabditida, Rhabditidae. The record is from the annotation of a GenBank genome assembly.
AUGGACCUCGAAAUGGUCUAUCGCCUCAACCAAAGAUUAAAAGCGAUGAAAAAGGAGGUGGACAGCAACCACAGGCUUCUCUUGGCUUUUCUCGAGGAGAAUAUCCGCCUGCUCAACAGAACACCACCGGCGAGCGACCAACACCACCAAAAACCCCCAAAAACCCCGCCAAAAUGCGUCUGGUCUUCUCCGGAACCCCGUUUACCUCGUGAUGUGCCAAUCUCCCGCAACACCACCGAGGCCGGGACCAAGCAGCACCCCGACAGCUCCAAGACGCCCGUCGGGGCGAAGGAUGUGGAGACGGUCGACGAGACACCGGAAGAAAGAAGGGGUGGAACGGGCCUCGUCACCGGUUUGUUCGCACUCGGGGACAAGGGUGAGCAGUUUUUGAAGAAAAAUCUGACUGGCCAAGUCCUAGGUUUUUUCAAAACUCUGCAAUGGGUUGCCGAUGUUGUCAUCGACCCCGUCAGGGCGCCACUGAUCUUUGCGCAGGCCUUGCAAGAAGCGAUACGCCGAAUCCACGAAGCCUUUGGGGUGCUGCCGUCUGACGAAAGACUGAGCGCGUCGGUGUCCAGCUCCUGCAUGGCCUCAAUGUCGUCGGGGCGAGACAUUUUCCUGUGCUCCCGACCCCAGAGGCAAGUCACAGCCCGUGAACUGCUCGAUGUUAUCGAGCGGCGGGUGCAGAGCGGCGACAAAUUGCCCAACAUGCGCCACUUUCAAGUCAAGAUGACACUGGUCCAUAAACCGGUAGCUGGUUCUUUUCGCGCGUCGUUUCCACAUGCGGACCCGUCGGACGUGAACACCUGCUUUCCGGUGGCGCUGAAACUGCUCAGCCAUUUCGGCGAGUUGGUUGAGAUGUGGGAUCGUUUCGAGCGCGACAACAGUCAUCGCUUUAAACACGCAUGGGCUCGAAAGGAAUGGGACCGUAAGCUGGCUGCUGCUAAGGAGAUUUUCCUCAACUGCAAUACGCCACACGUCGUUGACUCGGCGGUCCGGUUUUACCGCACACACAUUGACGCCGCGUAUGAUCGAAACCUGCCUGUGCCACUUUCUGAGGUUCGCGGAGCUCUAGAGCGGUUCAAAACCGUCCGUGGUCUACGUGUUUUCCUCAUGGAUCGGAGCGGUAACUUGCUUCCGGAAAGCCCGUUAUAUACCGAUGCUACGGGGCCUGUCUUGAACAUGUUGUUUGACGAGCGAGACGGGCAUGUGAUUCCAAUUGUUGGCUCCCUGAACAGCCAGCCAUGGGUGAGGGUGCUGCCGGACGGCAGUGAAGAGCGCUUCUUUCACGAAUUCCAGUGCCGCCAGUGUGGAUGGAUGGUGAGCAGUUUUUGUGCUUCCUCACGC